AGCCAAAUAAGUAAUGAAGUAUUGACGGUGGCUAUGUCAACUAAUUGUUAAUACCUUUUUUUUGGUAUAAAGAUAUUUUAAGGAAACCUUAUGUUCUUGGAACUCUAAGAGAUCUUUUUGCGCCAUCUGUCGGUCACUAAAGGGAAGUAAACAAAAAUAUUGCGUCACUGGAAAAAGACAAAAUGGCGACUGAAAUAGACAAUGUAACGGAAAACCAACAGAAAGAUGAGGAAAUUUCUGAUGUAGAGAAAUUACUACGGAGUUGGAGACAUGUGAUUAUACUCUUAGAUAGAGUGCUAACAUGGCAAAAACCAUUCUAUCCUUAUGCAUUGGUUGGAGCUGUUACCUUCCAAUUUGUAUUGUUGUGGUUAUUUGAUCCCUCUGUGUUGACGAUGAUUUCUUUGACUAUUAUGAAGCUCUGUUUACUUGAUUACCUCGUUCCUACAUUCUGUAACAAAUACUUGGAUAAUAAGGAAUGGACUCCUGAUAAUGAACGUCAGUAUCAACACGUCUGCAUGGACAUUGUGGACACUAAACGAUUUAUUCGUGGUCGUUUCAACUCAUUGAUGAAGUUACGUGAUGAGAAACCUAAGCAGUAUUUUAUACUGGUGAUGAUAAUAUUAUCAGUGGUUGCAUUCAUCGGUAACAUUAUACCUAAUAUUCUCUUGGGUUAUCUCUUUGGUGUGUUCUUGGUCUUACUUCCGGGGUUGAAACAUCAUGGACUGUUAGCUAAAUACUAUGCUCUCAUACUAGAAAAAAUUGGUGGCAUCCUACGCAAGAAGAAGAAGGAAUAAAAAAAGUUGCUGCAAAGUUACUCUAUCGCACUCUCGACUGUACCUCACAUCAGAUAAUACAGUGAAAACAUUGCACCACUUUGAAAAAUGUUUUUUUGCAUACCAAAAAAUGUGUGUUUUUUAUUUGUGGUAGGCUAAGGUAGAC
Molecule: messenger RNA, 939 nt
Organism: Saccoglossus kowalevskii
Lineage: Eukaryota; Metazoa; Hemichordata; Enteropneusta; Harrimaniidae
Product: ADP-ribosylation factor-like protein 6-interacting protein 1
Cellular component (GO): membrane
Source: RefSeq, a predicted model, not a curated record